AUGAAUCACAGCAGCGAGAACAGGGGACGAAAUGGCCACAUUCUCGUGUGGGAUCAGCCCGGACUCGAAGAGGACGAUCGGGAAAGAAAAAGGAAAAGAGCUCGCUUUGGGAAGCGUCACAUGGUGACUUUCAUGAUAUUCCUUGGUAUGGCGAACGCCUACAUAAUGAGGACCAAUAUGUCUGUGGCUAUUGUCGCGAUGGUCAAUCAUACUGCUAUCAAGAACCCUGAUGAGGAGAUAGAAAUCGUGGAUGAGUGCGGACAGAAUAUCAAUGAAACCGGCGCUGCCGAUCGCAGCGCCGACGGACCAUUUGUCUGGGACAACAAGCAGCAAGGCUAUCUCUUAAGCUCAUUUUUCUGGGGCUACGUUAUAACGCAGAUACCGUUCGGUAUACUUGCCAAGCGUUACGGCGCCAAGUACUUCCUCGGGGUCGGCAUGCUGAUCAAUUCGCUUUUCGGACUGCUAGUUCCAGUGUCCGCGUACUGGGGAUAUUGGCCCCUGGUAAUCGUUCGUUUCAUUCAGGGUUUAGGAGAGGGUCCUAUUGUGCCUUGCACGCACGCAAUGCUGGCGAAGUGGAUACCGCCUAACGAACGGAGCAGGAUGGGUGCCUUUGUUUAUGCCGGCGCACAAUUCGGCACGAUAAUAUCCAUGCCGUUGAGCGGUCUGUUGGCCGACUGGCAAUUAGUAGGCGGUUGGCCAUCUAUUUUCUACGUGUUUGGUGUUAUCGGUACCGUCUGGUGCAUAGCGUUUCUCAUAUGGGUCUAUGAGGAUCCCGAGCAACAUCCAAGCAUCACAGAAGACGAGAAGAAGCUCAUACUCAGCUCUCUCUGGGGUAGCGCCGGCAUUUCCUCAUCGCCUCCCGUGCCUUGGAAGGCCAUUGCAACUUCGCUACCAUUUUGGGCUAUCUUGAUGGCGCACAUGGGUCAGAAUUAUGGAUAUGAAACGUUGAUGACUCAGCUUCCGACAUUUAUGAAACAGAUUCUCCAUUUCACUAUCCAGAAAAAUGGUAUCUAUUCGGCACUUCCAUACUUUGCCAUGUGGCUCUUUUCCAUGUUUAUCUCUCACGUCGCGGAUUGGAUGAUCUCUUCGGGAAAAUUUACUCACACUGUGACUCGCAAGAUCGUUAACAGCCUCGGCCAGUUUUCACCGGCUUUGGCAUUGAUUGCUGCUUCGUAUACCGGUUGCAAUGCCUGGUUGACAGUAACCAUUAUUACAGUAGGCGUCGGUCUGAAUGGCGCUAUUUAUUCAGGUUUUAAAGUAAAUCACCUCGACAUCUCUCCGAGGUUUGCUGGGAUCUUAAUGUCCUUCACAAAUUGUAUCGCCAAUCUCGCUGGACUUCUCGCGCCGAUUACCGUUGGAGAGGUUAUUGCUAAAUCGCCAUCGCAUGCCAAAUGGAGGAUCGUGUUUAUGAUCUGCGCUGGUAUUUAUAUCUUUUGUGCGACAUUCUACGCAAUUUUCGGUUCUGGUCAAAGGCAAGCAUGGGACAAUCCAGAUAAAGAUGACGACAAGAACGAGAAGAAUGAACUGGACGGUGUAAGAAUUGUGAACGAGACUCAACAUUGACAAGUGAAUAUUUUAUCGAUAAGAGUCAGUGAUGAUGCGAGGAAAUUAACACUGACGACGUGACAAUUGUGUCCACUUGGCCAUUUCUGUUUAUGCACAUUCAUUCCCUCCCUAUUAUUUAGCCAUUCGAAACAAAUCGAGUACAUUAAGACAUUUAAGUUAAUCUCAGAAUUGUAUUUUUCUUUUUCUUUUUACCGUAAUAAUAUAAAAUUUUUCAUGCUAAUUGUCACAAUUCGCGUUGUAGGUAUGUCUUCAUACUUUUGUAUUGGAUUGCAAAAGUUGUACAUCAAUUGCUUUAAUGUUAUAUUGUGAGUUUUGUGUGAAAGACAAUUCGUAUGUGUAAGAAAGAAAGAGGAAGCGAGAGAGAGAGAGAGAGAGAGAGAGAGAGAGAAAGGUAUAUGUAGAAUAUACUCAUAACCAAGCUACCGUUAUAAGCUUCGGUUCACGUCAUUUGUUGUAUUUUAUAAUUUAUAAAUUUUUACAUAAUAAUUUCGCGUAUUAUGUAGAAUUAGAAAGUCGCACUUCAAGAACUGGCAUGUUAGAGAAACGAUGGGAGAGAUGAUUCUCAAAAGAAAUUAAAAAAAAACGAAAACUAUAACUUGUAGAUAAGCAAAUUUCCAUGAACUUACCGGAGAUGUCAUGACAACAAAUAAAUCAAAGCGGGUAUGAUUUUGACGGGAUUAUAAAAACCGUUACAUUGUUUCUUAAUUGUAUAUCGAAAGUAUCUGUACAAUUAAGAUGUUUAAAUUGAAAAUUAAUUAAAUUGUAUAUCGCUGUUUGAAUAUACGAAUGCGAGAGAAACAGUUUAAGUUUUUUAAGCGCAAUAUUAAACUUAUUUGUGAUAUACGGCAUUGUUAUUCGCGCAACAUUAGCUUUAACAGAGUCGAUAUACGACGUUUAUCCCAAUAGCAUCUGCAAUCUCGUUCCACAUUCGAAUAAAACUUUUUAAUCUCGGUCUUCCUACUUUGUAAUAGCGCAUUAGCUGCUUUGCUAUUUUUUUUUUAAUGGGAUGUAUGCGCUAAGAUUCAUAGGAUAGAUUUAAUUAGAUUCACGAUGAUCAUGUUGGAGAAGGAUUUGUCCUAGUGUUUCCCAAUGCUUAUCUUCAGGGUAGAUUUCGUUGUUUGUAACCUGACAAACUUGUGGCAGCAGUAUUAGAGCAAAGGUCCUCAUCGUUCAUCUUUUUUUAAUACAUCACUUUUUACUGUAACUACUGCCAUUUUGUAUUGCGUGCGUGGCUUGGGUGAAAAGGGUGAUAAUAACGACAAAUCCCAUUUUUGUCGCGGGGCGAGGGAGAGGCCGAAGGCCUUUACCUGUAAUCGAGGCGUUGCAAACAGCACAGUGUAUACAAUACAAGAAUGGUGUUUAUACAUAUUGUAGAUAUUUGCGCGUAAGAACCCUAUUAAGUUAUAGUUGUAGGUAUUAGAUGAGUUACUGCUCAUAGUUAUUUAUAUAGCGUUCACAAAGAACAAGAAAAGAAUUACCGCCAGCCUAAAAUAGAAAUUAUCAAACUGAAUGUUUUCGCACUUAUACAUAUAGUAGAAAGCAUUUUUUUUUCAUAUUUGAUAAGCCUCUUUUUUUCAUAAGCUGCACAAACCGAACGAUAAAUCUGACGACAAUUGUAAUUUCUUUUUCUAUACGGUCUCGAGUAUCGAGGCUACCUAAUGAAAUACGUAAUCGCGCUACACGCUCGCGAGGAUAAGUCUGAAACAAUCGAACUGUUUGAAAAUGAAUUAUUAAAUCAUAUGUAUUAAAAAUAUUUGUUGGCUUAUUCAUCUUGCGAUUUUAUACGAAAACUUUGGAAAUAAGGUAACGGCGUACGUUAAUUGUUAGUAGAAGGGAAGAUGGAUGCGAGUGCGUCCUGUGAUCGUGUAUCUACAAGUGCCUUCGACAAGUGGCGUUUGUUUUUCUUUUUAUAAAUAAUGUACUCUUAAAAUAAAUUUUCGCGUUACGUCUACGGAGAAAAAAAAGUCAGUGUUUGCGAAUAUUGUUUUGAACUCUCACAAGUAUGCGAAUUUCCAUGUGAACUUGAGAAGAUGUUAAUCGAAAAUUACUUUACAGCAUCUCUUUACUGUAGCUUAACGCGAUUAAUACAAAAAUCAUGAAUGUAAAUCGAUUUGAAAAUGAAUUCGAUGGGAGAUAUAACGAGAAAGUUACCCCACGCUUAGAUGAUAAAGUAAUUUAAUGCAAAAUUUCGCAAACUCAUAUUUUUAUACAAAUAUUUAUAUAUAAUGUACAUACGACGAUACACGAUGUUACAACACGAUGUUAAAACAUAUUUUUAUUGUUGGGAUUGUAAAACAUAUGUGAUAAUAGAACUGCAAGUGAAUAAAAUAAGGUACAGCUGUAA
Molecule: messenger RNA, 3910 nt
Organism: Temnothorax curvispinosus
Lineage: Eukaryota; Metazoa; Arthropoda; Insecta; Hymenoptera; Formicidae
Gene: Picot
Product: putative inorganic phosphate cotransporter
Exons: 8
Coding region: 1-1563 (520 amino acids)
Biological process (GO): monoatomic anion transport; transmembrane transport
Molecular function (GO): transmembrane transporter activity
Source: RefSeq, a predicted model, not a curated record